Aphis gossypii (cotton aphid) is the source of this 1137-nucleotide messenger RNA. RefSeq names its product dnaJ homolog subfamily C member 30, mitochondrial-like. Lineage: Eukaryota; Metazoa; Arthropoda; Insecta; Hemiptera; Aphididae. The transcript has 2 exons. The coding region runs from base 176 to 793 and encodes 205 amino acids. The record is from RefSeq and is a predicted model, not a curated record.
UCAAAGUUUCAUAAAAAUGAUUGAAAUGACACAAAUUGAUAAUUAGUAAAUUUUAAUCAGUAUAUCUAUUAAGUAAUUUUUUUUGAAAAAUCUAAGAAUUAUUUUGAACUUUUAAUCCUAAUGUGACACAUUAAUAUAAGUUGCAAAAUGUUAUUAAGGAACAUACAAUAGUAUUAUGUGGAGCAAUUACAAGAGAUUAUUCAAUGGAUUUAGAGUAAAUACAAUUAUUUGUAUAGCUUACAAAAGUCAUUAUGAAGCACUUAAUAUCUCUAAAACUGCCACACACAAAGAAAUAAAAGAUGCUUAUUACAGACUAUCGAUGAUAUAUCAUCCAGAUAAAAAUAAAGGAAGUGAAGAAGCUGCAAAAAUGUUCCGUGAUAUAACUUCAGCAUAUGAAGUCUUGGGAAAUGUACGCCAAAGAAAAUUAUAUGACAGUGGUGCUAACCUAAAUCAAAAAUCUUCUCAAUUUACUACCAAACAACAACCUUUUGAAACAAUGAAUACAACAAAUAAUAUUUAUAAAACUAAUGUCCGUAGCAGAGACUAUAAUUUUGAAGAAUGGUCUAAGUUUCAUUAUUCGAAUGCAUUUAAGCAACAGUAUGAAACUCGAAAAAGGCAUACAAGGAAUAAAAUUAAUGAAGAAUAUGCAUCACGACUAAAUUCUUACAAUAUAUUGACAAUUAUGGUUUGUUCGAGUCUUUUUAUUUUAAUAACUAUGUUUGAUCACAUAAAAAAAGUACUAACUGAGCGUAAAAAAAUAAAUAAAUUUUUUAAAGUAGAUGAACAAGAUUAACGUUUAUAAUUUAUUUUAAAUUUCAAAUAGUUUUUAAAUUAGCUUGUUAAAAAUUGAAGAAUCAAUAAUAAAUUCUGUAUACUUAGAUAUUUAUUAAUAUUGUUAUGUCAUUAUUUUGAGUCUUAAUUAAAUUGUGUGUACCUAUCAUAUAUUUUAUAUUCCAGAUUGAUAGUCUAAUAUGUUUCAAUCAGUUACUAAAAUUAUAAAUAGAUAUUUUUUAUACUUUCAUGUUUUGGGUUUUGGACCUUGGUGCCAUCCAUCUGUUAAUAAAUGUAUGUAUUCACAUUUACUAUAGUAUAAUCACAAGUAUACUAAUAUAAAUAUAAAUAUAUCUAUGAAUCUAA